Molecule: messenger RNA, 183 nt
Organism: Echinococcus granulosus
Lineage: Eukaryota; Metazoa; Platyhelminthes; Cestoda; Cyclophyllidea; Taeniidae
Exons: 2
Coding region: 1-183 (60 amino acids)
Source: RefSeq, a predicted model, not a curated record
AUGGACGGUCUUGCUGGGGCCGCAGCACUGCCAAUUAGUCUUGGUCUUUGCCACUCUCGUGCCCUCGGCAUUUAUUACAAUGUAGAUAAAGAUCACAGAGACAGUGGUGGAGUUAUCGCUCUUAAAAUGCCAGACUUUCACAUCGCAGCCUACACAACGCUACAGGGGAUGCAGGUAGCAUAG